Messenger RNA from Cucumis sativus (cucumber), 1053 nucleotides. RefSeq names its product transcription factor PRE6. Gene Ontology annotation, biological process: regulation of growth; regulation of DNA-templated transcription. Gene Ontology annotation, molecular function: protein dimerization activity. Bases 442 to 729 code for a protein of 95 amino acids. The transcript is spliced from 2 exons. NCBI's taxonomy places the organism in Eukaryota, Viridiplantae, Streptophyta, Magnoliopsida, Cucurbitales, Cucurbitaceae. The record is from RefSeq and is a predicted model, not a curated record.
ACUCAUUCUAAAAACACUUCCCCUCCUCCCCUUUCUUUUCAUGCCCUCCCAUAUCUCUUUGUCCAAUUAACAUUACAUUAUUGUUUUUCUUAGCCUGUCUCUUUUCAAAUUAACACAAAUUUAAUUCUCAAUCAUUAUUUAUUAAUUUAAUCCAUUCAUCUCAUUCAUACUCCUAAGUUCCCCCCCACAUAUAUAUUGCUUUCUAUAUAUAUUGUCUUUCUCCAACUAAAACAUUAUAGAGACCUUCUCCUUUUCAUUUUGGGUUUCUCUUCAACUCUCUCCUUUCUAGCUUUCUCAAUUCCCCAAUAUCUUUACUUUACCCGAGUUUAUUAUUGAUCUUUUUUCAAAAAUAAUAAAGGAGUGAGGGGAGGGGAGGGAAUUAUUAUAUCUGACAAUUUUUUUAAAAUUUGAAUUUGUUGAAUUUUGAAAGAAACAAAAACAAUGUCGGGGAGAAGCUCGCGUUCUCGGCGCUCGGGUGUUGGUUCCAGGAAUAUUUCUGACGAACAAAUUGCUGAUUUGAUAUCCAAAUUACAACAGCUCAUUCCUGAGAUUCGCAACGGCCGUUCCUCCUCUAGGGUAUCAGCUUCAAAGGUUCUACAAGAGACAUGCAACUAUAUAAGAAGCUUACAGAGAGAGGUGGAUGAUUUAAGCGAUCGAUUAUCAGAACUAUUGGCAUCAACAGAUCCUGAAAGUGCUCAAGCUGCCAUAAUUAGAAGCUUACUUAUGUAGUAAUAUUAAUCAUCCAAAUUCCCUGAGUUUAAUUACCUUCUUCUAUACACAUAAUUUGCUCUUCACCCAACCACAACCCCCUCCUACCCAUCCAUGCAAUUAAAUUAAUAUAAACAUAUAUAAAUUAAAGUCGUAUAAUAAAAGGGAUAUUGUGAUCUCUAGGCUUUACUUUAAUUAAUUACUCUCGUAGAUAAUAUAUAUAUAUAUAGCUAAAUUUUGUUGCUUAAUGGUGAUCAGAGAAGAAAUUAUGUGUAACGCAUGAAGAGCUGGGCGAAUAUAUUAUAUUUGUUCCCACAAUAUAAUAUCUUAUAAGGUUGAGCUUUA